Messenger RNA from Olea europaea var. sylvestris, 2525 nucleotides. RefSeq names its product F-box only protein 13. Lineage: Eukaryota; Viridiplantae; Streptophyta; Magnoliopsida; Lamiales; Oleaceae. Bases 1215 to 2462 code for a protein of 415 amino acids. The transcript has a single exon. The record is from RefSeq and is a predicted model, not a curated record. Gene Ontology annotation, molecular function: protein binding.
UAAUAUACAAAAAAUUAUGUACAAUUAACGUUAUGCAAAUUAUUAAUCCUUCUAGAAAAAGAAAAACAGAAAAUUAGUAAGCGUGGAGCGUCCGGCAUUGUGGAAAAGGGCUUAGAGUUAGAGAUUUCCGUCUGAUUCUGGAAUUUAUUUUUAAUUGAAUUAAUUGUUUCUCAAUAUCAGCCAAAACUUGCUUUUUCCCCACAAUUCACGAGAUUACUGUACAGCACACGAGAAAAAGAGACCGGAAUUCAUGGCUUUUUCUUCAUUUCUUAAUCAUUUCUCUGACCCUUGAAGCAUCCAAUGCCAUUACUCCCACGAAAUAACAUAGUAAAUUAUACUGGAAACAAAAGUCAGAGCUUUGGAUUCUACAUUUUGACUUUAAAUACUGACAAAACUAAAAUAUUAUACUAAAGUAUUUGUAUGUAUAAAGAAAAAUUCCAUGCACGAGGGUUAGAUGCACGGGACACUUGCAGAAUGUCAAACUUUUUAAGAAAAUGAAAAUGCUAGUAUUUGCUUUAUGGAAGUAAGUCACUCCCCUCCCUCCGUCUCCCCUUCGACACAUUUAUUCAAUCCUUUUUCAAAAUCUUGUGUUUACCUACGUCUUUGGCAUCUUCAUAUUAUCGUGUCGACAUGUUAGAUCUCACGUAAUACUCAACUAAUCGUCAGGUCAAUUUCACAUGUUAGCUCGCAAAAGUUGGUACUUAUAUCUAAUUUCAAGUAACUAAUCCGUAAACCUGCUCAAACACAAAAAACGAAAUGCCAGACAAAGUCGAAACUUGAGAGUCGACUAAAAACAACAGGGAAAUUGAUGUAUUGGCAUCAAAAUAAAAAUGAGAAAAAGAAUAGCAAAGAUUGAGCAUAGGGUACCUUUGUAAUGUUCUUUCGUUACAAGAAGUCAGCAGAACCCUAGCGGCGCCGGGAUGACAGGGACUCCUUUCUUGGGUUCUGUUGCGGCCUAAUUAACAUUUACCUUUACGACUUUUUCUUUUUCUCCCAUUCCCAUCCGUGACAACAAUUUUUGUCAAUGCAUUCUUCUACUUUACUCUUUGUCAACCACAAAUUCUAACUAGAUAAAAAGCCCUUUAGGAAACUUCCUCCUUACUCACACACUCCUUAUAUUGUCCUCUUCCAACAUACUCCAAUCUUGCAUUUUGUACUUUGUUUCACACCCCACAAAAGCAUAUACUUGCUGAGUGCUUGAUUGAGUUCAAGAAAUGGAUAGGGGUCAAAAGAGAAAAUUACCAGUAAUGUGUGAAGAUGAAGGUGUGAGAUUUCCAUUGGAUGAGCUAAAUCAAGAUGUUCUUGAAAGGGUUCUUUCAUGGCUGCCAACAUCUACUUUCUUUCGCAAUACUUCUGUGUGCAAGAAAUGGAAAUCAGUGGCAGAUUCUGCUACUUUCAAGCUUGCUUGCUUACAGAUUCCAGCCCGGGAUCCCUGGUUUUUCAUGGUUGAUUCUCAAUCCCACCUAAAUUACCACCCCAUUGUCUUCGACUCUACCGAAAAAACCUGGAAAAAGCUCAAUUCUUUGCCACUCCUUCAAAAAAAUAAGUACCUUGACUCUUGCAGCAAUUUCAUUCCCGUUGCAGCAUCAGGUGGACUGAUCUGUUUCCACCGUGAACCUGGUGAAUUCAUAGCCUGCAACCCUGUCACCAGCUCGUGCCGUCGGCUAGCCUCAUUGGAUUCUCAGUGGCAAAAAAGCAAACACCUUCAGGCCAUUUCGAUGACCUCCACAUCUGAAUGCUUCAAGCUCGUGUCAGUCUCCGGGGAAUACCCAUAUUCAAUCCUCUCUUUCAGAACCUACAACUCCAGCACUGAUCAAUGGGAAGAAGACGCCGUCCUCAAUAGAAAGAUUGACAAUCCUGUUGAAACUGAAAUCGAAACCGAAGAUGAUUUCUCACUGUAUUUCUUGAGCAAGUGUGGCAAUGUAAUUUCCACCAAUUUGCAGAGGAACCCAUGUAAGCAGUAUUCAUCGGUGAUCAUCCAUAAAAACGACGAAGAAAUUCUUUAUUUCCUAAGCUCGUCUGGGACAGUUGUUUCCUGCAAUCUUACACACAAAUUCUUCUUCGAGUAUCCAAGAAUAUUGCCCGUCUUCUCGGAGUACGCAAUCGACAUAAUUGAAAGUGAAGGAGAAAUCUAUGUCGUAGUUCUUCACGAAUUCCUGGAAACUGCUACCCUUCGUGUAUGGAAAUGGGAUGAGAAAAAUCAGUUAUGGGUUCAGAUUGCAGCAAUGCCACCGGCAAUGUCCCAUGAGUUUUACGGCAAGAAAGUUGAUAUAAAUUGCACCGGCACCGGCAACGGCCACCAGAUGUUGGUCUGCCUGAAUUCUGCAGAAAACUAUAGCUAUGCUCUGUGCAAUUUGGUGACAAAUGAAUGGAUUGAAUUGCCCCAAUGCUAUAUGAAUGGGGAGUCCAAAGAAUUGGUGUGUGCAUUUUCUUUUGAGCCUAGGAUUGAAGCCUCCUUGUAGUUAGUUGGAUUGACUAAUUCAUGUUGUUGUUCAAGAUUUUUUAAUUUGUUUGGUAUUUGGAUA